AUGGCGAUCAUGAACAUAUGGAUGCGCGUCGCUCCCGUCGCACGUGGGGAAGUGUGUCGCCACACACGUGGAGACAAGAUAGAGAUAAGAACAGCCCGAGGCGUGUUGCCCCGAUUAGACGGCUGGGGGGAAGGGUGCACAGGACGGUACCUUGAUUUAGGAAGCGAUCCCGCCCUAGAUUUGGGGAUCAGCCGCCCAAACCCGGAGGCUUUACCCGCCUGCGGGACAAUUGUUGGGCCAUGGGGGGAUCACCGCCUAAAUCAAGGCCCACAUAGCAAGAGGCGGCCCAAAAGGGAAAAGGCCCAGUGGAGGCUGAAACGCGAGACUGGCCCGCCCAGUGGACGAUGGGCCGGGCGCAGGGGUGGACGCCUAAAGACGGCGGGCGUGCGGGCCUGCACGACUGACGGAGCGGCAUUUGGGACAAUCAUACCGUCACUGACACCACAUUAA
Linum trigynum is the source of this 450-nucleotide messenger RNA. The record is from the annotation of a GenBank genome assembly. NCBI's taxonomy places the organism in Eukaryota, Viridiplantae, Streptophyta, Magnoliopsida, Malpighiales, Linaceae.